UUCAAUGGCUGUCCUCCUGCAGACACACUAAGGAUUUGUAAUCCACGCGUGGAAGAAUGAAUAAUACAAUACUGCAUGCACGGCUAUUUUAAUUACAUGUUUGGUUCAGUUACAAGCUAAAGUUACUCUCAAAUGUGGGAAAUUAUUUCCAGCUUUAAUCGACCUUGCACAAUAAUAUAACCUCCAGCGAAAGGAGACCUGCUGUCUGUCUGACAGCUCUCAAGUGCAUCUUAAUUUUUUUAAUAUAUGUGAGAUUUCUUCUACAUCCAAAUUUACUUUUUUAUUCCGUCUAGUGUCGUCGGAGCAACAUUUCGAGCUUACUUAAAAUAGUAAUUAUUUAAAGUGCAAUUUAACGCGACCCGCAGACGACUCGUCCUUGCAAUCUGAAUCCGGAUCGUCUUCUUUAUUAAAACAAAAGCACCGCAUUCACAUCUAGAUAUAAAAUUAAAUCUAGAUUUUUCUCUCGUUUUGUUAACAAUUUCAGGCUCAAAUACACAUGACGCCUGAAUGGGAGUGAAACUCUCCGACACGGAAGUGACUUACACACAUUAGACUGUGUGCUUUCUUACUGUUUUUAUAUUAGUUGCGUUCAUAUAAUUGGUUAUUAAAAUGAUUCCUGAUAAGGCACCAGGCGAUAACGUGUUACAUGCUUCAGAGGACUUGAAGAAAGAAGCGCACAUCCCCAGUUUUGAGAAAUACAAAGAGCUCUACAUCAACUCUGUCGAGUCUCCUGAGGAGUUCUGGGGAGAUGUCGCCAAAGAUUUUUUCUGGAAGACAAAAUACACUGGGAAGUUCCUGGACUACAAUUUCGACGUGACCAAGGGUGAGAUUUACGUGAAGUGCAUGGAAGGUGCCACAACCAACAUCUGCUAUAAUGUUUUGGACCGCAUCGUCCAUGAGAGGAAACUGGGUGACAGAGUGGCUUUUUACUGGGAGGGUAAUGACCCUGGAGAUGAGAAGACGGUGACCUACAGAGAAUUGCUCCAGCAAGUCUGCAAGUUUGCUAAUGUCCUCAAGUCACAAGGAGUGAAGAAAGGUGACCGUGUGUCUAUUUACAUGCCCAUGGUAGUGGAGCUUGUGGUGGCCAUGUUGGCCUGUGCUCGGAUUGGAGCGGUUCACUCUAUUGUGUUUGCUGGAUUCUCCGCCGAGUCCCUGUGUGAGAGGAUCAUGGACUCUCAGUGCUGUCUUCUUAUAACAGCCGAUGGGUUUUACCGCGGUGAUAAGCUGAUCAAUCUGAAGCUUAUAGCUGAUGAAGCACUACAGAAAUGCAGGGACAAGUCUUUCACUGUGGAGAAAUGUAUAAUGCUAAAACACCUCACAAAGGAAGACCAGGCCUCACCGCCGGGCUCGCUGUCACCCCCAGCGAAGCGCUCCUGUCCCGACCUGCAGCAGGAGAAACAGAAAAGAGUAAGGAAGGUCCGUCCCCCCCCACAGGUGCCGUGGAAUCCCGAGGUGGAUAUGUGUUGGCACACUCUGAUUGGUGGAGCGUCAGAGGAGUGUGAGCCUGUGUGGUGUGAUUCAGAGGACCCGCUCUUCAUCCUCUACACCAGUGGCUCUACUGGCAAACCUAAGGGUGUGUUGCAUACCGUGAGUGGCUACAUGCUCUACACUGCGGCCACCUUUAAGUUGGUGUUUGAUUAUCACUCUGAUGAUGUGUACUGGUGCACUGCGGACAUUGGUUGGAUCACCGGUCACUCAUACAUCACAUAUGGGCCGUUGGCCAAUGGCGCAACCAGUGUGUUGUUUGAGGGUCUUCCAACAUACCCGGAUGUGAGCCGAAUGUGGGAGAUUGUUGAUAAAUAUCAAGUCUCCAAGUUCUACACAGCACCCACCGCCAUCCGGCUACUGAUGAAGUAUGGCAGUGAGCCCGUUCAGAAGUAUAAGCGGACCUCCCUGAAGAUUCUGGGGACCGUAGGGGAGCCCAUAAACCCAGAAGCCUGGCAGUGGUACUACAGCGUGGUGGGAGAGAAGAGAUGUCCGGUGGUGGACACGUUCUGGCAGACUGAGACGGGUGGGCAUGUGAUGACCCCUCUGCCGGCCGCUACACCCCUGAAGCCUGGCUCUGCCACAUUUCCCUUUUUUGGGGUUGUACCUGCUAUUCUGAAUGAGUCGGGGGAGGAACUUGAAGGACCAAGUGAAGGCUAUCUGGUGUUUAAACAGCCUUGGCCAGGUGUGAUGAGAACCGUGUAUGGAAACCACCAGAGGUUCGAGACCACCUACUUCAAGAAAUUUCCUGGAUAUUACGUGACUGGAGACGGUUGUCGUAGAGAUAAAGACGGGUACUACUGGAUCACUGGAAGGAUAGAUGACAUGCUGAAUGUGUCUGGACACUUACUGAGCACUGCAGAGGUAGAGUCGGCUCUGGUGGAGCAUGAAGCCGUGGCGGAGGCAGCGGUUGUGGGGAGACCACACCCUGUCAAAGGCGAGAGUCUCUACUGUUUUGUCACCCUCAAUGACGGAAUCAACUACAACCCAAAGCUGGAGGCGGAGCUUAAAAAGCAAGUGAGAGAGAAGAUUGGUGCCAUAGCUACACCUGACUAUAUUCAGAAUGCGCCCAGCCUUCCAAAAACCAGAUCAGGUAAGAUUAUGCGUCGCGUCUUGAGGAAGAUAGCGUGUAAUGAACGGGAUUUAGGUGACGUGUCCACAUUAGCAGACAGCUCCGUCAUUGACCAGCUGUUUGAGAACCGCUGCUGUUCUGCUGUGUGACCACCAGGGGCAUCCAACACAACGCCACUGUCUGGCCACAAGCUUCACUUCUGGAAGGAAAAGGAUGAGUCUGAGCUUAGAAUGCUAGUGGGCAGACAGAAUAAAAAAAUAAAAGACUUAAUUAUCUUUAAGAAAACCUAAGGAUUGGGAGCGGCACAGUUUUAACCACUUUUUUUUUUACAAGAACCGCCUGUAUAUUAGAAAUCAUUGUUUCCCUCAAAUGUUUAUUUUUUAUUUGUUUAUAAUUUCCUCUUCCUUUUUUUCCCAUGUUCAGUUUAUUCAUUCAUCUUUAUAUGACUACACUGUCCAGCUUUCAAUGUGCCAACAUAACCUAAAACUGGUUAUCAUUUGUUUUGUUUUUAUCUCCUAAAACGGUAAAUAAGACUGUCAUGUCACAAUUGUUGUUGUCUACUCUGAAAUAGCACUGUUAAAUCUCUGCUUUGGUCGAAGGUUUAAUUUUUAACAUUUAACUUUCCUAACAAGCCAAAGCAUGCAUUAAUAUUUACCAGAAUAAUGUGGUAUCAUGCUGGUGUUUCAUUGUUAAAACAGAUCUAUGUACUGUAUGAUUUACCCUGGAACAGUUUGUGGCUUUGAAAGUGAUAUUAUAUUUCUCCAGGAAAGUUAUGAAAGAGCUUUGGUAUCAUUUUGGUCAGUUUUGGUCAAAUAUAGUAAAUGACAUUUCUGACCAUGAUGAUGUUGUUAUAGACAACACUUAGACAGUGUUGAAAUCUGCCAUUUUAUAUUGUGACGGUAUCUUCUUAUAAAAUGUUUUCUGGAGAAUAGUGAUCAAAUUCCUGCCGUUUCAUCGCUCUCAUGCACCACUACUGGAUUGUAUUUGUUAUUAUUGUCAGAUUAAUUUCUUCCUGCUUGGCAUUAAUUGUUUUUGUUUUGUUGGUUGAGUUUUGAAUUUCAUAGCUCUUGAUGUGGAUGAGUAUCAACUGUCAAUGGUUUUCUCAACCCACUAAACACUCACUAGUCCAUAUGAGGAGCAAUUGAACCUUUGAACUUUAGAUUGUUUUUUUUUUCCCUUUAUUUUUCUUUUUCAUUAAUUUCCUUGUAAUCAAUUCAUUUGUGCAGAGCAACAAACAGAAGGGUGAAUUAAAGUGCUGAAAUUUUGAAAUA
Pimephales promelas (fathead minnow) is the source of this 3828-nucleotide messenger RNA. It is a transcript of the gene acss2, whose product is annotated as acyl-CoA synthetase short chain family member 2. Gene Ontology annotation, molecular function: acetyl-CoA synthetase activity. Gene Ontology annotation, biological process: acetyl-CoA biosynthetic process. NCBI's taxonomy places the organism in Eukaryota, Metazoa, Chordata, Actinopteri, Cypriniformes, Leuciscidae. The record is from RefSeq and is a predicted model, not a curated record. Gene Ontology annotation, cellular component: cytoplasm.